Porites evermanni is the source of this 1071-nucleotide messenger RNA. The record is from the annotation of a GenBank genome assembly. Lineage: Eukaryota; Metazoa; Cnidaria; Anthozoa; Scleractinia; Poritidae.
AUGUACGAUGAAAAUGGGAAAAAAACACGCUUUAGAUUUUUUACAUUUCCAAAGGAUGAAAUGCUUCGUAGAAUUUGGGAAAACCGUGUGGCGAGAAAGUCGGGAAAAGACGGUUUCCGUAUAACCAAGGCAACUGUGGUUUGCAACGUCCAUUUUCGAACAGAUGACAUAUUGCGUGUUCCAGGGGGAAGUCGGUUAGAUUUAAGGAAAGGAGCAGUCCCACUGAAAUGGAAUGAAAGACCCAAGGAAAAAGAAAAAAAAAGAACCGCUCCACGACAACGAGAAACAUCACUGAACGUAAACAAGUCACCGCCAAAAAGCUCGAACCAGGAUCACUCAGUCAAAAAAUUUUCAACGACGUCAGAGAUAGUACAGGUGGGAAAUGCGAACGUCGAUUCACUUCUUAUCUUAGCGUCAAAAGCUCUGUGUAAACUUAAUAACGAGCUAGCUGAGAAAGUUAAACUUCUUACUAGUAAUGAGGACAAAAGUCCAAUUUUUUCUGUGAAUAAUCUGGCCGAUGAUGAAAAAUGUAAGCAUUAUACUGGUUUCCCCAACUAUGCAGUGUUUAUUGCAGUGUUUGAUUUGUUAAAACCUGGUAUGAAUGGUGAGAAUGUCAAGCUUGUGUCAGCUCCCAAUGCUCACACAGGUCGUGGACGUAGACGACCGCUCAGUGGCAAAGAGCAGUUUCUCUUAACACUGAUGAGGUUACGGAGAGGCUUCUCCACGGAACAUCUGGAGUGGUUGUUUAGAAUUGACAAAAGUACAGUCAGCCGAAUAUUUGUCAGUUGGGUGAAUUUUAUUUACCUUCGUCUGUCAGCAAUUCCAAUAUGGCCAACAAGGGAACAAGUUGAUCAAACUAUGCCCCAAACCUUUAAAGACAGUUUCCCUAAGACACGUGUUAUCAUAGACUGCACUGAGUUCUACUGUGAAGCUCCCGCAUCACUAGAACUAAAAGGGAACAUGUAUUCUGACUAUAAGGGUAGGGAGACCUAUAAGACCCUUGUAGGAAUUACUCCUGCUGGAAGUGUGUCUUUUGUUUCCCAGCUUUAUUAUGGCAGUUUAUCUGACUGA